This is a messenger RNA of Linum tenue, 2707 nucleotides long. Lineage: Eukaryota; Viridiplantae; Streptophyta; Magnoliopsida; Malpighiales; Linaceae. The record is from the annotation of a GenBank genome assembly.
CAGCAAAGCUCUAACUCACAUGGAUUGCGACGGUGAGUGAGCGUCGAGUAUCCAGCAAGCACUCCUACUUUACUAUUAUUGCAGCUGCUGAUUAUUGACGACUCACUACCUUCCUUCCUUCUCCACUCUCCCUCUCUCUCUCUAGAAAGGUUCCAUCUUCAUCCUUCUUCUUCAUCUUCCCCAAUUCCCAUUUCCACUUCAGAUCUGCCCAUUCCUCCUCCGUCGGCGGGGAUCUCUUUUUCCCUUUCAGUACAGCAUUACAGCGAAUUGAUCGAUCCCAUUCCGGCGGAGCUGCGGAAGGGGAAGGGGAAAGGGGCAAAAUGAGCAUGUACGGGAGAGAUCCGUGGGGCGGCCCACUGGAGAUCAACACCGCGGAUUCCGCCACCGACGACGACCGGAGCAGGAACCUCAACGACCUGGACCGGGCUGCUCUGUCCCGGCCGCUGGACGAGACCCAGCAGAGCUGGCUGCUGGGCCCAACCGAGCAGAAGAAGAAGAAGAAGUACGUGGAUCUGGGCUGCAUCAUCGUCAGCAGCAAGAUCUUCUGGUGGACGGUCGCCGUGCUUGUCGGCGCCGGGGUUCUCGCCGGCUUGAUCGCCAUCCUCGUUAGGUUCGUGCCCCGUCACCACGACCACAAACCCCCGCCGGACAAUUACACCCUCGCGCUGCACAAGGCCCUCAUGUUCUUCAAUGCCCAGCGAUCAGGAAAGCUUCCCAAGCAUAACAAUGUGUCGUGGAGGGGGAACUCUGGUAUGAAUGAUGGCAAAGGCGAGUCCGGGGCCACGUACAAAGAUCUGGUCGGUGGCUAUUACGAUGCUGGGGAUGCGAUUAAGUUCAAUUUCCCCAAAUCGUUUGCCAUGACCAUGUUGAGCUGGAGUGUGAUUGAGUACAGUGCAAAGUAUGAAGCUGCCGGUGAGCUGAAUCAUGUUAAGGAAAUAAUCAAGUGGGGAACUGAUUAUUUUCUCAAGACCUUCAAUCACACUGCUGAUACGAUCAAUACACUUGUUGCCCAGGUUGGAUCAGGGGAUACUUCUGGCGGCAUGUCGACUCCAAAUGAUCACUACUGCUGGACGCGCCCUGAGGACAUUGAUUACGACAGGCCGGUGACCUCGUGCAGCAGUUGCUCUGAUCUUGCUGCGGAAAUGGCGGCUGCUCUAGCUUCUGCGUCGAUUGUGUUCAAAGACAAUAAGGCUUAUUCUCAGAAGCUUGUCCAUGGUGCCAGAACGCUCUUUAAAUUCUCGAGGGACCAGCGUGGAAGAUACAGUGCCGGUAGUUCCGAAGCUUCUCAGUUCUACAAUUCUACUAGCUACUGGGAUGAAUUUCUUUGGGCUGGAACUUGGUUGUACUAUGCUACUGGGAAUAAUUCCUACCUUCAGCUGGCUACUACUAAUGGUAUUGCGAGGCAUGCUGGUGCUUUCUGGGGUGGACCUGACUACGGUGUUUUUAGCUGGGACAACAAGCUUACUGGUGCUCAGGUGCUCCUUAGCCGCUUGAGACUCUUCCUUAGCCCUGGAUAUCCGUACGAAGAAAUAUUGAGGACAUUCCAUAACCAGACUAGCAUUGUCAUGUGUUCCUACCUUCCAUAUUUCACAAGCUUCAACAGAACCAAGGGUGGCUUGAUCCAGUUAAACCAUGGAAGGCCACAACCUCUUCAGUAUGUAGUGAAUGCAGCUUUUUUGGCUACUGUAUAUAGCGACUAUCUUGAUGCUGCAGACACACCUGGAUGGUACUGUGGACCAAACUUCUAUUCUACAAAGAUCCUGCGUGAAUUUGCAAAGACCCAGAUCGAUUAUAUCCUGGGGAAAAAUCCAAGAAAAAUGAGCUAUGUUGUUGGUUUUGGUAACCAUUACCCGAAGCACGUCCAUCACAGAGGUGCUUCUAUCCCCAAGAACAAAGUUAAGUACAAUUGCAAAGGUGGAUGGAAGUGGAGGGACUCAAAGAAACCAAACCCGAACACAAUAGUGGGAGCUAUGGUUGCAGGGCCUGAUAGGCGCGACGGCUUCCAUGAUGUUCGAACUAACUACAACUAUACCGAGCCAACACUUGCUGGAAAUGCAGGAUUAGUCGCAGCCCUUGUAGCGUUGUCUGGCGAUGGGGACUCUAAUAUUGACAAGAACACCAUUUUCUCGGCGGUGCCCCCCAUGUUCCCAACUCCUCCUCCACCUCCAGCACCAUGGAAGCCAUGAGAAAGACAUUCCUCGAGCACAUCUGAUCCUACUGGUUAUACACGAUUUACACUGCAGCAAUAUAUGUAAAUUAGAACUUUCGAGCAAGUCAGGAAUGGUUGAAGACACUUUUACAAAGACAAGCAUGGGGUGUGUGAAGAAGACAGUGGAUGCAGUGCAGCAUUUCUGAAAGAGGGCCAUGUGAGAAGCAAGAAGAAGAUGGGAUGACUGAACUCUUCCUGGAAAAUGUUGGUCUUCGAUUGAAUUUUUGUGUGUUAUACGAUAGCAUAAUGUGUAUGUAUGGCUCUCUUGUAUUCUUUUGUAACUCUCGUGGAUUCCUUGGUGGAAACAAUUGACACUUCCCUUCUUGAUGUCUGACAGUGAAAGAGAUAAAUUUGUUGGUUCCAGAAAAAGGCAAGUCUUUGGAUCUUUAUUCUUUCUGAUUAGCUUGUCUUCGGUCCAACAGUCGGCUGAUACAAAUUAACAUAUUUUCGUUUCUCAAUCAAAACGCUUGAUAAGGCGUAAACAACACGGCUAAAUAA